CUGUGUUCCGAUUAUUUACUGCCCCAAGUUGAGGAAAUAAAAGAUUCCCGGUUAUAGAUCUCUGGGCUUUCAGACACGAAGACCAACAGGACUCCGUCACUUAUGUGACUCCUCCCUUGGUCACCUCUACUCCACACUCCAAGAUUUAGUUUCUUCCAACUCUGCUCAUUGCUGCACAACGAACCCAAGAAUCACAGCCUUCAGAAUUUGCACAGCCCUGACCUCAGCUCCAAUCUAGUCCCAGCCUCCCUGGUGCCCCAGCUCCAGCCCCAGCCUGUCUCUGGCGCUGCCUCCAUUUCAGCUCUGACGGCCUCAGAGUUUAGUCCAAGCAUGUCAGUGAAGUAUGAAAACUUCCAGUCGGUGGAGAGUGACAAGAAGAGCUGGUGGCUUAGAAAUGGGCUGUCCUGCCCCCAGCCCUUCCUGCAGAAUCUCUGCUCUGGAGCCCGCCCACUCCUGUUCUGCCUGGGCCUCAGCCUCCUCCUGCUGAUCGGCAUCUGCGUGAUCGGAUCCCAAAAUUCCAAGUUUCAGAGGGAGCUGGUGACUCUGAGAACAAACUUCAGUAAUGUCACUUCGAACACCGUGGCUGAGCUCCAGGCCCUGCACUCCCAGGAUGGCAGUUUGCAAGAAACCAUAACAUCUCUGAAAAGCGAGGUGGGAAACCAUGAGCAGGAACUGCAAGCAGCCCGCAGCUUGAAGGACAAGGUGGUUUCUCUGGAGAGUAAACUGGAGAAAGAGCAGGAGGAGCUCAAAAAAGAUUAUUCCGAAAUGGUCCUGCGAGUCCAGCAGCUGGCCAAAGACCUGAUCUCCCUGAAUUGCCACAUGGCUGCUCUCAAGAGCAAUGACACUCAAAAUACCUGCUGUCCCCUUAACUGGGUGGAGCAUGAAGGCAGCUGCUACUGGUUCUCUCGUACGGGGAAGCCCUGGAAGGAGGCUGAGAAGUACUGCCAGCUGGAGAAUGGGCAUCUGGUUGUCAUUAACUCGAGGGAGGAACAGAAAUUUGUUGAGCAACACACAUCCUCUAUGAACACCUGGGUGGGUCUCUCUGACCUAACAGGGUCCUGGAAAUGGGUGGAUGGAACCAACUAUGAGACAGGCUUCAAGAACUGGAGUCCACAACAGCCAGAUGACUGGUAUGGGCACGGGCUUGGGGGAGGCGAGGACUGUGCCCAUUUCACAGAUGAUGGCCGCUGGAAUGAUAACGUCUGCCAGAGGCCCUACCGCUGGGUCUGUGAGACAGAGCUGAACAGGGCCAGCUAGGAGCCUCCUCUCCCCUAAUUUAUUUCCUCAAAGCAUUAUUUGCUGAAGCAGUCUGAAUUGGGGAUCCUCCUAUCUGCUGGCCUCCUGCAGCUUCUCAGGGAUUUUCAUCUAGGACUUGAAGGGAAGGUGAAAGGAUGGCGCCUGAAGAAUGUAAAAUGAUGUUUGGAGGGGUGGGGAUAUUGGAAUCCAUGCCUCUUUCUGCAGUUUUUUAAAGUAAAAG
Rhinolophus ferrumequinum (greater horseshoe bat) is the source of this 1477-nucleotide messenger RNA. Its product is annotated as C-type lectin domain family 10 member A-like. The transcript is spliced from 10 exons. The record is from RefSeq and is a predicted model, not a curated record. Lineage: Eukaryota; Metazoa; Chordata; Mammalia; Chiroptera; Rhinolophidae. Gene Ontology annotation, molecular function: signaling receptor activity. Bases 331 to 1257 code for a protein of 308 amino acids.